GGCUCCUAGGGGAAAAUGUCAGGGAUCCCGGGCGCCGCGGAGCAGAGCAUCCGCCCCUACAAGUCGAGCGAGCAGUACCUGUACGCCAUGAAGGAGGACUUGGCCGAGUGGCUCAAGGAGCUCUACGGCCUGGACAUCGAGGCGGGCACCUUCGUGAAGGUGCUGGAGACGGGCGCCGUGCUCUGCUCCCUCCAUGCCAACAACGUCACGCACGUGGCCGCCGAGUUCGCGCGCGCCUGCCCCGAGCGGGCCCGCCGCCUCCGCCUGCCCGCCACCGGCGUCACCUGCAACGACGUGGCCCAGCCGGGCACCUUCCAGGCCAGGGACAACGUCUCCAACUUCAUCUGGUGGUGCAGGAAGGAGAUGGGUAUUAAAGAGGUCCUGAUGUUCGAGACGGAGGACCUGGUGCUGAGGAAGAAUGAGAAGAACUUUGUGCUGUGCCUGCUGGAGGUGGCGCGCCGGGCGUCCCGCUUCGGCAUGAGCGCCCCAACCCUCGUGCAGAUGGAGGAGGACAUCGACGAGGAGCUGCGCCAGGAGCUGGACCUGCCGCCGGGGGAGGCCCCAGUGCCCCGGCCCCCGCGGAGGCCUCAGGACCUCCAGAACCUGGACCAGAUGGUCCAGCACCUGGUGAGCCGCUGCACCUGCCCCGUGCAGUUCCCCAUGAUCAAGAUGUCGGAGGGCAAAUACCGCGUGGGGGACUCCAGCACCCUCAUCUUCGUCCGGAUCCUGCCCAGCCACGUCAUGGUGCGGGUCGGUGGCGGCUGGGACACGCUGGAGCACUACCUGGACAAGCACGACCCGUGCCGCUGCACCUCGCUGUCUCACAAACAGCGGGGCUGCCCGGCCGGCAGCUCCCGGGGCACCCAAGGGUGCUCGGCAGAGCCAGCGCGGGAGCAGGCGCUGCUCCGCAGCCUGGAGCAGGAGAUCCGCUCCAACCUGCGGCCCCCGCCGGCCACCCGCCCCACUGAGGACGCGGAGGAGGAGGAGGAGGAGGAAGAGGCCUGGGUCUGA
Messenger RNA from Tinamus guttatus (white-throated tinamou), 1011 nucleotides. The record is from RefSeq and is a predicted model, not a curated record. NCBI's taxonomy places the organism in Eukaryota, Metazoa, Chordata, Aves, Tinamiformes, Tinamidae.